Molecule: messenger RNA, 1563 nt
Organism: Fusarium poae
Lineage: Eukaryota; Fungi; Ascomycota; Sordariomycetes; Hypocreales; Nectriaceae
Exons: 2
Coding region: 1-1563 (520 amino acids)
Molecular function (GO): iron ion binding; monooxygenase activity; heme binding
Source: RefSeq, a predicted model, not a curated record
AUGUCUGACCAAAACGUCUCAGUUGCAGCAGCGGCUAUUCUCUUCUUGAAAGACCACUACAUCACGUUGGUUUUAUGCCUCACCAUUUUGAGCUACGUUUAUGGUCGAUUCCGUCCAGGCCUCGCGUCUGUUCCAGGCCCAUUUCUUGCAAAAUGGACGAAGCUCUGGCGUCUUUACGAUGUGUACCAGGGUAAAUCUCAUGAGACUUCCAUUGGGCUACACGAAAAGUACGGCCCACUCGUGAGAGUAGCGCCAAACAUUGUGUCAGUUGGUGAUCCGCAAGCAAUUAAGACCAUAUACGGAUUAACUGGCGCAUUUCCCAAGUCCGCGUUCUAUCCGAUUCAAAGCAUUUCGUGGCAAAAGAAACCACAGAUGAACCUUUUCUCCACUCGAGACCCAGUCUAUCACCGAGACCAGAAGAAAAAGGUCGCAGGAGCUUUCAGCCUGACCAACUUAUUAGAAUCAGAGGCUGCAAUUGACUCUUGCACUGAAUUGUUCAUGUCUCGCCUUGAUCAGUGGGCUUCUAAUGGCAAACCUAUCGAUCUCGGCAUGUGGCUUCAGUACUACGCGUUCGACGUCGUAGGUGAAGUGAAUUUCGCUCAGAAGCUCGGCUUUUUGGAAACGGGCGGGGAUGUUGAUGGUAUGAUAAAAACAAUCGAGGGUAUCAUCGCCUAUGCCUCCAUCUGUGGACAAGUACCCGAGAUGCACACCCUCUUGUUGGGUAACCCUCUUUUUCCAUACUUGAUCCCAUCUAUGGAGACUUGGAAUGCAGUCUUGACUUUCACUCUCAAGGCUAUCAAUGCUCGUACACCUAUGAAACGAGACGGUGAGCUGGAGCUUUCUGAUGUGGGAGGGAAGGAUUUGUUGUCCAGGUGGGCUGCAGUGAAAAACAAGGAUCCACUCAAGAUGAGUACUAGAGAUGCUAUCGUGCAUCUUUCAGCCAAUGUGUUUGCAGGUUCGGACACCACCGCCAUUGCCCUCCGAGCAGUUAUCUACUUCCUCAUAAAGAGCCCUGAAGAAAUGAAUAAGGUAUUAGAGGAUAUCGAUGCUGCCGAUAAGGAUGGAAAGCUCAGUGAGCUCAUUUCAUACAAGGAGACUACUACUCACUUGACUUACACCAAAGCUGCGAUCAAAGAGGCCAUGCGUCUGCAUCCUUCAAUCGGUCUCAUGAUGGAGCGACACGUUCCACUCCAAGGAGCCGAGAUAUGCGGACAUUUCUUUCCCGGUGGUACGAUUGUCGGCAUAAACCCAUGGGUUCUUCAACACGAUCCCAAAGUUUACGAGGACCCAAAGACCUUCAAACCGGAGCGCUGGUUAACUGCAGACGCCGAGUUACUCUCCAAGAUGGAGGCCAGCUUCUUCACCUUUGGCGCUGGAUCGCGUACCUGUGUUGGAAAGCACAUCAGUCUCAUGGAGCUUUAUAAAGUGGUCCCAGAGUUGUUGAGACGCUAUCGCAUUGAGUUGGCAGAUCCGGAUUCUGAGUGGGAAGUGAAGAAUCGUUGGUUUGUACAGCAACAUGGCCUGAAUUGUGUGCUCAAGAGACGAGAAGUUGUCCGUGGUUGA